Messenger RNA from Chrysochloris asiatica (Cape golden mole), 927 nucleotides. Its product is annotated as olfactory receptor 4B1-like. NCBI's taxonomy places the organism in Eukaryota, Metazoa, Chordata, Mammalia, Afrosoricida, Chrysochloridae. The transcript has a single exon. The record is from RefSeq and is a predicted model, not a curated record. Bases 1 to 927 code for a protein of 308 amino acids. Gene Ontology annotation, biological process: G protein-coupled receptor signaling pathway. Gene Ontology annotation, molecular function: G protein-coupled receptor activity; olfactory receptor activity. Gene Ontology annotation, cellular component: membrane.
AUGGGCAGUACAAAUAACGUGACUGAGCUAAUUCUCACUGGCCUUUUCCAGGACCCAGAGGUGCAGAGAGUGUGCUUUGUGAUAUUUCUUCCCGUGUACCUGGCCACGUUAGUGGGCAAUGGUCUCAUCGUGUUGACAGUCAGUGUCAGCAAGAGUCUUCAUUCCCCCAUGUACUUCUUCCUUAGCUACCUGUCCCUGGUGGAGAUCAGUUACUCCUCUACUGUUGUCCCUAAAUUCAUCACUGAUUUACUCACCAAGAUUAAAACCAUCUCCAUGGAGGGCUGUCUGGCUCAGAUAUUCUUCUUCCACUUCUUUGGGGUCACUGAGAUUCUUUUACUUGUGAUGAUGGCUUAUGACCGCUAUGUGGCCAUCUGCAAGCCUCUUCAUUAUAUGAACAUUAUGAGCCGUCAACUGUGUCAUAUACUAGUAGCUGGUUCCUGGAUGGGGGGCUUUUUACACUCCAUAAUUCAGAUUCUUAUCACCAUCCAAUUGCCCUUCUGUGGCCCCAACAUAGUUGACCACUACUUCUGUGACCUUCUGCCAUUAUUCAAGCUUGCCUGCACUGACACCUUUGUGGAGGGUGUCUCUGUAUUGGCCAACAGUGGCUUAAUUGCCUUGUGUUCCUUCCUUAUCUUGGUAUUGUCUUAUAUUGUCAUCCUGGUCAACUUGAGGAACCACUCUGCUGAGGGGAGGCGCAAAGCCCUCUCUACCUGUGCCUCUCACAUCACAGUGGUCAUCUUGUUCUUUGGGCCUGCUAUCUUCCUCUACAUGAGGCCCUCUUCCACCUUCACUGAGGAUAAGCUGGUGGCUGUGUUCUACACUGUCAUCACCCCAAUGCUGAACCCCAUCAUCUACACACUCAGAAAUGCAGAGGUGAAAAAUGCUAUGAGGAGAUUGUGGGGUAAGAAGAACUCAAGGGUAGACUGA